AUGGCAGCAAACUCGAAACCUAUUGUGCUCCACAUCGGAGACCCAGUCAAGUACAACCAUGAGUUAUACAAAAUGUUUCAAGAACAGUUCACCGUGCUCCGCCCCUCAGCAGAGGAGCGUCAGCGUGGCCCGUUCCUAGAAGCGCUUCGUCAGGGCAAAUGGGGAGAAUUCCAUGCCGUCAUGCGUCCUUUUUGGGUCACCGGGGGCGAGAUGGGUCGCUGGGACCGGGAGUUGAUUCCCCUGUUGCCCAAGUCAGUCAAAGUGUACGCAUCCGCAGGCGCAGGCUAUGACUGGGCGGAUGUCGAUGUAAUGGCCGAAGCCGGGAUCAUCUACUGCAACGGCGCCGCUGCUUCAUCGGAAGCCGUCGCCGACAUGGCCCUUUACCAUAUCAUCUCCGUAUUCCGCAAUAUGCAGUGGUCGAACAUGGCCGCCCGCGGCAGUGCAGACGAGUUCCGCGACGCCCACGCUCAUACGCAACUUACGGCACACAACCCGCGUGGCCACAUCUUGGGACUCAUCGGCUUAGGCAACAUUGGGUAUCAAAUCGCUGUCAAGGCUUACAAGGCGCUCGGCGUUCGGAUAGUGUAUCACGACCCUUUUCCCAAGAGCGAGGAGCAAGAGGCUGCGAUCGAGGCCACCUGCUACCCCGAUCUCGAUGAAAUGCUAGGCAUCGCGGAUUGCAUUGUUUUAGCCGCUCCUGGUGCCGGUGGCAAGAAAAUCCUGACCCGCGAAAAGAUUGCAAAGAUGAAGAAAGGAUCGCGACUAGUCAACAUCGCCCGUGGAAGUCUUUUGGAUGAGGAAGCCGUUGCCGAUGCCAUAGACUCGGGACAUUUGUUCGCCGUUGGCCUGGACGUCUUUGAGGACGAGCCAAGACCCAACCCCAGGCUACAAAAGAUGCGGAAUGCAACUCUGACGUGCCAUACUGCGGGAGGAGCUUUAGAAACGUCAAUCGGAUUCGAACGUCUGGCGAUGGAAAAUGUCAUCGCGGUACUCAACGGUCAGCCGCCUUUGACGCCUGUCAACAAGCACUUGUUUAAAUAA
Ilyonectria robusta is the source of this 1041-nucleotide messenger RNA. RefSeq lists its product as uncharacterized. Gene Ontology annotation, molecular function: NAD binding; hydroxypyruvate reductase [NAD(P)H] activity; glyoxylate reductase (NADPH) activity. Bases 1 to 1041 code for a protein of 346 amino acids. The transcript has a single exon. NCBI's taxonomy places the organism in Eukaryota, Fungi, Ascomycota, Sordariomycetes, Hypocreales, Nectriaceae. Gene Ontology annotation, cellular component: cytosol. The record is from RefSeq and is a predicted model, not a curated record.